UAUAAUAGGCGUCUCAUGGUAACACGAUUUGGAGUGAAUGAUAAAAAUCAACGACACCCAGUCGUUGUGAUCGAACGAUAAUUGUGUGUCAUAAAAAAAUAUUAACUAAACAAUCAUCAUGAAAUUCUACGGUUUAAUGUUUGUGUUGUGUUUUGCAACUCUUUCCACAUGUCUACCAGUGGACAAGUCCGUAGAAGUUGAGGUUUUCAGCAGUGAAAGCGAAAUUCUGAAGAAGUACCCGCAAGCCAAGCCCGCUGACAAGACCCACAUUGAUGAUGGUAAAGCUACUUAUGAAUUUGGGGAGAGAGUACAAGGCGACAAAUUGAUGGUCGGCGCAACUGAUGUAUACAACGCCCCAACCCGCCAAGAUGUUGCCCUGAAAUUCAACUUCCCCGGAAAAGUACCCUAUUCCGUCACCUACGCCUCUGUCGAAGUCCUACAAGAUUCUGAGGUCGGACAGGCUUUCAUCGUCUCCGGAGGAAUCGGCCAAUCUGAAAUCCAUUUGGCUGUUGUAGCUGACAAAAUUAAGCAAGUCCAAUAUACCUACGAAAUCUACGCCAUUGUCUACGUUUAAAAUCCUAAAAUGACUGAAAUUGUACGCUUAGAUGGUAUUAAUCAUAGAAGUAGGUGAAAUUUAUUCAUAAAUUUCACUCAAAUUAACA
Ctenocephalides felis (cat flea) is the source of this 662-nucleotide messenger RNA. RefSeq lists its product as uncharacterized. Bases 119 to 574 code for a protein of 151 amino acids. The record is from RefSeq and is a predicted model, not a curated record. The transcript is spliced from 4 exons. Lineage: Eukaryota; Metazoa; Arthropoda; Insecta; Siphonaptera; Pulicidae.